This is a messenger RNA of Rhincodon typus (whale shark), 3230 nucleotides long. Its product is annotated as immunoglobulin-like domain-containing receptor 1. The transcript is spliced from 8 exons. The record is from RefSeq and is a predicted model, not a curated record. Gene Ontology annotation, cellular component: plasma membrane. Lineage: Eukaryota; Metazoa; Chordata; Chondrichthyes; Orectolobiformes; Rhincodontidae. Gene Ontology annotation, molecular function: high-density lipoprotein particle receptor activity. The coding region runs from base 67 to 1659 and encodes 530 amino acids.
CCAUCAUCCUAUGUGCCAGCAUGCCUUGCAUUGUUGGUGACGGUGCAGGAAACCCAACGUGUCACAAUGCUUUUUUCAUCCAUUGCUCUAAGAUGUGAUUAUUCAACAUCCUCUCAGUCUCAGGAUGUUGUAGUCACUUGGCGUUUCAAGUCAUUUUGCAAAGAUCCCGUCAUGGAGUACUAUUCUUCAUCAUAUACUGCUAUGUUGAGUAUGGGCCAAGAUCCUACCAACGAUUGCCAUGACGACCAACGGACUGUGCGAAUUGUUAUUCAGAAACGGGGACAGAAUGAGCCAACAUUGGGGCACGAAUAUAGACAACGGAAGAUUACUAUUCAGAACAGGGCUGACCUGUGGAUUAGUGAAGUGAUGUGGUGGGAUCAUGGUGUUUACUUCUGUACCGUCGAGGCACCAGGAGAUACUACAGGAGAUUCGGACAAAGAAGUUCGCCUUAUUGUUUUACAUUGGCUUACAGUGAUAUUUAUUAUCAUGGGCAUUUUGCUAUUGUUCAUAUUGAUUAGUAUCUGUUGGUGCCAGUGUUGCCCACAAAGGUGCUGCUGUUAUCUUCGAUGCAUCUGCUGCCCAAAACGUUGUUGUUGCCCAGAGGAAGCUCUUGUAAGGCAUGAACUUGUUAAACAGGCAAAGCAGGGUAUGUUACCAUGGAUGUUUAACAGGCCCAUGUAUGGAGAGGACGAAAGAAAUUCCCAGUUGAACUCCAUCUACAUGAAUGGACUGACACAAAGAGAUUUUUCCACAAAGAACAGUAUACCAUUGACUGUUGUCCCUUACAGUGGUCACCCAAACUCUUCUGUUAAAAUGCUAGACUACAUCGAGAACGAGGUGAAAAACUUGAACCCUGUACAGCCUCUGCAAAAUGGAAUUCGUACAAGUGGAAGUGGGCCUCCCAGUGUGCUUUCAUCACUAAAUGAAAUUGGAGUUAGAGAAAUAGAUCGUCGUGUUAUCCACCUACCUCCAAUAAUGGAGACAGUCCAUGACACUAGUCUUCCUUCAUCACAAAGAACUAGCAACUCCUCUCGGAGAAAUAAUCAAAGAAGGGCUAGAAGUCAUGAGGAUAUUUUGGAUAUGGGGCUCCCCAGAAGUCAAAGGUCCCAGGAAGGAUCAAGGUCCAGUAGGAGCUCUCACGACCGAAGAACUAAUCGAUCUCAAGGGAAUAGGAGAGAUGACUUUGAAGAUGGCCGGCAGAGAGGUCAGUUGCUCCCAAGAAGACAGAAUUUCGAAUAUUAUAGUGAUGAUUCUGAUUAUGAGGACCGGUCGAGACACAGCAGCUCAAACCAGAGGCAUGGCAGAAGAGGUUACGAGGAGAACAGACGACCACAUCGCCGAAGUAAUAGAGAUUAUUCACCUGAAAGAAGAAAUGGGCGCAGAGACCAAAGCUAUUCUCCUCCACCUCGUGGAAGACGACAAGGAUCAUGGAGUUCCCUGGAUGAUUAUGAUAACCGCUCUCGAUAUAACCGGGUGCGGUCGGAUGAUCGAAUGGCAGAAUGGUUGGAUGCCUUGAAGAAGCCAUUUAAGUAUCACGAGAAGCCCCCAAGCUACCAUUCUGUAGAUGGUGGUUCAGAGGAAAGCAGUGCACGAAGAUCCAAUCAUGGACGACAGUCAGAUCGGGGGAGUUCGCGUAGCGGUAGAAGUGUAGUGAUCUGAAGAAAUCUCCACUCAUCAUAUUCUACAAGAUAUCUGCAGGGUGGGUUGUAACAUAAGUGGCAACAUUCCUUUUUAUGCAUAACUUUUCAUCAUGUACAUUUGAACUAAAGUUCCAAUUUUAUGUGGCUUUAAGACAUGGUUGAGACAUGAUUUUGCAACAGAAACUAAUUACAUGGGACAAAAAAAACUUGUCAUUUAUGAUUUUAGAAUACACAAAUUAUGGAGAUGAAGAUUCAUGAUCAAGUGCUAGUUUAAAAUCGUGUCAAUGAUUUUUAAAACAAAACACUUGGUGUGAAAUUCCAGGUUUCCUCCAGCUGUAUCUAGCUCAAACAUGAAGGAUAAAUGUUUUCUAUAGUUGAGGAAAUACACUAGGAGCCCACUACAUUGUGAUCCAUGGAGACUAUAUCACGAGACUGUGUAAGGACAUUAAAAGCACCAAAGCAAUAGACAGAAUAAUGAAGAACUGCAGAUAAAUUGAAGAAAACAGCUUCCUAAACCAGUGUAUCAUCUGAUCUGAUAUAAACAAGAAAAAGCCUUCACUAACAAAAUUAAAUCCAUUCCAUAAAAUACCAAAUACUAUUUCUUCUGGUAACAAAAAUGUGAAUACACAUAUGAUCAAAUGAUUCAAAUUUGCAGAUGGUGAGUUCUAACUCUUACAGCUGACACAAAAAUUGUGUCUAAGAGGGUACAAUCAACAAAAUCGGAAUCCAUUUAUUACACUAAUGGACAUAUAUUGAAGAAAUCUAUCAUUUUCAACUGGGUAUGUUUACUCCUUGCCUCUUCCUUUACUGAUGUAGGAUAUUCUGAAAUUGCAGCAAAUGAUUUCUCAUAUGUUUCCAACCAGCUCAGUCAUUCCCCUAUGUGGUGGAUUACUGUAUGUGAUGGAGACGGAGGUUUGGUCUUGGCAUAAUCAUCAUCAGCUUACUGAACGUCUUGAACAUUUGGAUCUGUUACACUGACUAAUUGUCUGCAUAACUGCACAAGUACACAUGGCUGCGUCCUAAAUAUGAUCACUAUUUAUGCAGAGAAAAACCUGAGUUCAGUAACAAUGGUAACAGUUCCCUGGCUGAGCUGUUGAAUUUGUCACUAGGCUGCCAUUGUAUUAGCUGGUUCUAAAUGUGACUGGAAAUGAAAAAAGUUUGGCACAGUUUUUCAUUCUAUUCAAUUGCUUGUUGGGUAAAAAGAAAUUUAAAAGAAGACUUUGGGAUGCAAGAAGCCACUGUGAUAGUUUUGCCUAAACCAGACUGUGUUGUAAUAGGGCCCCAGUGUAUUAUACUGACUGAGUUUAGCUAUGGACAUUUCAGUUACAUGUACUUUAGAUUGUAAAUCUAGUUUUUAAAAAAAAACUCAUCAGUUUUACAAAGAUGUGUAUUAUAGAAAGCAGCAAAAAAACCUGUCAAAAGAAUUACAAAUGAUUAUGUUACCAGAAUAUUUUGGCGGUCUAACAAGUUGGAACUGUUUCCUAAUUUUGAGUAUGUAUUGGAGUCUUUUAAAGUCUCACAUUCUGCAUAUUAUUUUGUCUCAUUUUAAUACAAUUGAAUUGUACAUUAGAAUAAAUAUUUUUCUCCUUC